AUGGAGACAGUCUUGAGUGUCCUGGGCUUUGAGUGGAUGGACUACAGGAGUAUUUUGAUAUUUCUGUGUGUUUUUCUGUUGUUGGCUGAUGUUUGGAAGAACAGAGUACCGGCAAACUUUCCUCCUGGACCAAGGUCUCUUCCUUUCAUUGGUGACCUUCAUCACAUCGACUCCAGCAGAAUCCACCUGCAGUUCACCGAGUUUGCAGAGAAAUAUGGAAACAUUUUCAGCAUUAAUCUCUUUGGUGGAAGGGUCGUGGUGAUUAAUGGCUACAAGCAUGUGAGAGAGGCGCUGGUCCAGAAAGGAGAGGACUUCGUAGAUCGUCCCAGCAUACCGUUGUUUGAGGAAACAUUUGGGAAUAAAGGUCUGGUUGCAUCGAGUGGCAAUUCUUGGAAGCAGCAGAGGAGAUUUGCUCUUCAUACACUGAGAAACUUUGGGAUUGGCAAGAAGACCCUGGAGCCGUCCAUCCAGCAGGAGUGCCAUUAUCUCACUGAGGCCUUUGCCCUUCAUCAGGGCAAGCCUUUUAAUGCUCAGUCACUGAUAAACAGCGCUGUGUCCAACAUCAUCUGCUGCCUGGUGUUUGGAGAUCGCUUUGAGUACACCGACAAGCAGUACCAGGGUAUCCUUCAGGACUUCAGUGAGUUAGUGUACUUAGAGGGAACUGUGUGUGCACAGAUUUACAACACAUUUCCCUGGUUGAUGAAGUGGCUGCCUGGAUCUCACCAGACGAUAUUCACUCUGACACAUAAGCUGAUUGACUUCAUGGCAGUCAAGAUCAGAGAACACAGAGAAAGUCUCGACCCGUCCUCACCGAGAGACUACAUCGACUGCUUCCUCACAGAGAUGGGAGAGAAGGAGGACAAAGAUUCUGGUUUCGAUUUGAAGAAUUUGUGUAUUUGCACUCUGGACCUGUUUGGUGCUGGAACUGAAACGACCACCACUACUUUACACUGGGGGCUGUUAUACAUGAUCUACUACCCUCACAUACAAGAGAGAGUCCACGCAGAGAUAGACACUGUCAUUGGUUCAUCCAGACAACCUUCUAUGUCUGACAGAGAUGACAUGCCUUAUACUAAUGCAGUCAUCCAUGAAAUCCAGAGAAUGGCGAACAUCAUUCCCCUCAAUCUGGUCCACAAGGCGGGCAAGGACACCACGCUCGACAAGUACACAAUCCCGAAGGGCACCAUGAUCCUGCCCACACUCAACUCGGUUCUACAUGAUGAGUCGAUGUGGGAAACUCCACACACCUUCAACCCUCAACAUUUUCUGGACCAGGACGGCAAAUUUAGGAAGAGAGAAGCCUUCAUGCCUUUUUCAGCAGGGAAGCGCGUGUGUCUCGGGGAGCAGCUGGCCAGGAUGGAGUUAUUCCUCUUCUUCACCUCCGUCCUCCAGAGGUUUUCUCUCUCUGCACCUCCUGGAGAGCAGCCCACUCUGGAGUUCAAGUUAGGAGCCACUCGCUGUCCCAAACCUUACCGCCUCUGUGCCGUACCACGAUAAACCACCAGCUGUCCCGAACUGAACCAUCUGAACCGAAUCGCUGCGUUCCGCUACAUUUAUCUUGUAAUAUGUAAACAUCUGCUGUACUGUUCUCUUCCUUCUUUCAUCUAGUGUGAGAAAACCUAAGUUGCAUGUUGUCCUUUUCUCAAUCAAUGCGUCAUUUUAGAUUAUGAACACAAUCAUUUAAAAUUCAAAUAUGCAGUAAAUCCUGAAAACACUGGGAACUAUAUUCUCUACUCUUCUUCUCACUGCACAUCAGAUCUGUCAGAUUUGCUUAAACUUUAUUUGUGUGUAAAUAAACAACAGUGAGAUUUUA
Molecule: messenger RNA, 1813 nt
Organism: Acanthopagrus latus (yellowfin seabream)
Lineage: Eukaryota; Metazoa; Chordata; Actinopteri; Spariformes; Sparidae
Product: cytochrome P450 2J6-like
Exons: 9
Coding region: 1-1497 (498 amino acids)
Biological process (GO): xenobiotic metabolic process
Cellular component (GO): cytoplasm; intracellular membrane-bounded organelle
Molecular function (GO): iron ion binding; oxidoreductase activity, acting on paired donors, with incorporation or reduction of molecular oxygen, reduced flavin or flavoprotein as one donor, and incorporation of one atom of oxygen; heme binding
Source: RefSeq, a predicted model, not a curated record